Messenger RNA from Adineta ricciae, 1062 nucleotides. Lineage: Eukaryota; Metazoa; Rotifera; Eurotatoria; Adinetida; Adinetidae. The record is from the annotation of a GenBank genome assembly.
AUGAAGAAAUGCAUUGGUUCUCAGCUGGCCUUUCUAUCAGUUGUUGUACAAACUGGUCAUGGUCUGUUUAGUCCUGUUACGUCAGAGAUGAACUAUACUCAUUCAAUGGCAAUUCCAUCAAUUCAAGCUGAUCUUUGGUGGACUGUUGAUACUAAUAAUAAUAGUGAAAUCACCUUUGAAUCACACAUGAAUACCACCGGGUGGAUUCCUAUAGGUAUCAGUCCUGAUAUUGGUUUUGAUGGAUCAGGCAGUGUUAACUUUCAAGAUCGCUUUGCUCCUGCAUAUGCAGUGACUAUGCUUGAUAAUACGACGACGAAUUCGUUUACUCUGCAAAGUCGCGAAGUCAACGGUUGGACUGCCAUUCAAUUCAAACCAUUCAAUGUCCCAACUAAUAUCACUGGAAAACAACAUGUUACAGCUUAUGAAAUUUUAAUCGACUGUACUUCUACACCAUAUUCACUCCAUUUUACUCUAUGUGAAUGCGAUUCUAUAGUAACGUUCGAUAACAAUAAUUUACCACACGGCAAUUGCGAUGAUAAUACUACCGGAGGUGAUUAUCUUCUGCAUGGAGCAUCCCGAGAAAGCAGGUUUACCAUAUUGCAACUAAACCGAGCAAUAUCGAUAAUUCUUGUAUGUGAUUAUAUCUUGCUAAUUCACUUCGACAAUAUGAUCUUGAGUUUCUCAGCGGGCAUUCAAUUCAGUGCCACUUGGACAACAAAUUCAACUGCGCAGUUCCAAACAUUCUACAGUACAGCUGCACGACUUGUUGCUUAUGGUUGUGCAAGAUUUUAUACUAUAAUGACCAUGGCGAGUUUACCAACAUAUACAGACCUAGAUAUGACCACAUGUUUACCUCAUUCAAAUAGUACUACCGCAGCCAAUGCUAUACCAACUAGCACUAACACAACUAAUUCCAUUACGAGUAAUGGUACUACAAUCAGCACUUCUAUUAUAAUCACUACAAUCACUGCGAAUAAUAAUAGCGAUUUGGUCAUUCCACAAAGUACAUUGGUCUUGUUCUUUUUCUGGAUUUUAUGUGCAAUCAACGGAUUAUUUAAUUAG